AUGUCUGCUACUGCAGUUCUUCGAUCAAUCCCUAUUCUGAUGACAUUUCUUAUGUUGUUAGAGCAGUUUGCGCUAUCCCAUUCCCAAGUGGAAAACCAGUUCAUCUUCAAUGGCUUUAAUGGAGCCAACCGGCAUCACAAUGGGAUUGCUGAGAUUCAACCCAAUGGUCUAUUACAGCUAACCAACACUUCAAAGAGACAAAUCGGCCGUGCUUUCUUCCCUUUUCCCCUCAAGUUCAACAACUCCUCAUCUAACAUCUCUGAUUCCCUUUCAUUUUCGGCCAACUUUGUGUUUGCCAUUGUCCCAGAAGAAACCGAUCCUAGUGGUGGCCAUGGUAUUGCGUUCACUAUUGCACCUACCAUGGAGCUGAUAGGGGCUAUUUCAAACCAAUACUUGGGACUUUUUAAUUCUUCAAGCAAUGGCCUUUCUUCAAACCAUGUGUUUGCUAUAGAGCUAGACACAGUUCAAAGCCCUGAAUUUGGAGCCAUCAACGGGGACCAUGUUGGCAUUGACGUGAACAACUUGAGAUCCUUGGAAUCAGCUCCGACAGCAUACUUCGUCGAAGAUGAAGGGCAAAAUAGAAGCUUGGAACUCUUAAAUGGAAAUCCAAUGCAGCUGUGGAUCGUCGAGGAAGUGGACAAGUUGCUGAAUGUAACACUAGCUCCUAUGGGAAGCAAUAAACCGAGCCAACCGCGUUUAUCAACAACCGUUGAUCUUUAUGUUUUAUUGGAUUCUAUGUAUGUUGGUUUCUCUUCAUCAACUGGUGAAGUGGUUAGCAGUCAGUAUAUUCUGGGGUGGAGCUUCAGUAAAAUUGGGAAAGCUCAAAGCCUAGACUACUCAAAGCUUCCUUCACUUCCUCGGAGAAAAUCAAAGGCGAAUGGAGAUUUACAAAUUAUUAUCCCUGUAAUAGUUGUGAUUGCUUUGCUUGUGACAAUCUUUGGUGGCGCAUUUGCAUAUGUUGUAAGAAGGAAAACAUAUGUAGAGAUACGCGAAGACUGGGAAAAAGAAUAUAGCCCUCAAAGAUUUUCUUUCAAGGAUCUCUAUAAAGCAACAGAGGGUUUUAAAGAGAAAGAGCUACUAGGACGUCGGGGUUUCGGAAAGGUUUAUAGAGGAGUGUUACCGUCUUCAAGCGAACAAGUUGCAGUCAAGAGAAUCUCCCAUAAUUCAGAAGAAGGAAUGAAGGAAUUUGUUUCAGAAAUUGUCAGCAUGGGAAGGUUAAGGCAUAGGAACUUGGUGCAGCUCCUCGGCUACUGCCGGCGAAAAGGAGAGCUUCUCUUGGUCUAUGUAUAUAUGCCUAAUGGAAGUCUAGACAAAUUCCUAUUUAACAAUUCAAAGCCAAACCUUAGUUGGGAUCAACGGUUUCAGAUUCUUAAAGGAGUAGCAUCUGCACUGCUUUACCUUCAUGAAGAGUGGGAGCAAGUUGUUCUUCACAGAGAUGUAAAAGCUAGCAAUAUUCUGUUAGACGCUAACUUUAAUGGAAGGUUAGGAGACUUUGGUCUUGCCCGAUUAUGUGAUCAUGGUUCGACUCUAUAAACUACUAGUCUGGUUGGGACUAUAGGAUACAUAGCACCAGAGCUAACUCGAACUGGCAAGGCUACUACCAGCACUGAUGUGUUUGCCUUUGGAAUCUUUAUUCUUGAAUUAGCAAGUGGAAGGAAACCCCUGGAGCCACAACUAGAGCCUGAAGAGACGUUUUUGACUGAUAGGGUUCUUGAAUUAUGGAAAGCAGGAGCUAUUCUCUAUGCAGCCGAUCCUAGACUGGAAGGCGAAUAUGUGGCAGAUGAAAUGGAGUUGGUUUUGAAACUAGGCCUUCUCUGUACAAACCCCAUAGCAGCAAAUGGGCCGAGCACGAGGCAGAUGGUACAAUAUUUGGAUGGAAUUGUUACCUUGCCCGGGAUACCGUUGGAUGGUGUUACUGUUAGAACUGACAUGAUGACAGUUGAGCAUAUAGCAUCUACAGAUUGUGUUGUGUCUUUAGCGACAUCAUAUGAAGAAAAUUCUGUUUCUGCCAAUUCCUGUUCUAGCCCAUGUCUAUCCUAA
Messenger RNA from Gossypium raimondii (Peruvian cotton), 2040 nucleotides. Its product is annotated as L-type lectin-domain containing receptor kinase I.8-like. Gene Ontology annotation, molecular function: protein kinase activity; ATP binding; carbohydrate binding. The record is from RefSeq and is a predicted model, not a curated record. Lineage: Eukaryota; Viridiplantae; Streptophyta; Magnoliopsida; Malvales; Malvaceae. Gene Ontology annotation, biological process: protein phosphorylation. Gene Ontology annotation, cellular component: plasma membrane.